Messenger RNA from Branchiostoma floridae (Florida lancelet), 3855 nucleotides. RefSeq names its product FSD1-like protein. Gene Ontology annotation, molecular function: protein binding. The coding region runs from base 143 to 1654 and encodes 503 amino acids. The record is from RefSeq and is a predicted model, not a curated record. NCBI's taxonomy places the organism in Eukaryota, Metazoa, Chordata, Leptocardii, Amphioxiformes, Branchiostomatidae. The transcript is spliced from 13 exons.
GACGUCAUCAAAUAUGGUGGAAAUAGUCUGCUGUAAUAUUAGCUUCGGACAAAAAUUCGCCGUUUAUCGUUAAAUUUGGCGCAAAAUCGGACUGCAAAGAGCAAGGAUACUCCCAAACAAUUUUAGCAGUUUAAACUACAACAUGGAGGCCCAAAAGGAAGCCUUAAGUAGAAUUGUCACCACCCUGGCUGCCAAGAGUGAAGAAAUCCAGAGCUUUGUGGAGAUUCUGGAAGAAAUAGCUGAGAAAGUAGAAGAGAAUGGUGCCCAGGCCAAGUCAGACCUACAGGAGGAGUUUGACCAGCUGUAUGCUGUGAUGAACGAGAUGAGAGAUGCCAUGACCGCCAGGAUAGAGGAAGAACAGCAGAGCAAAAUGAUGGCAGUAGAAACUGAUAUGCAGGCCUGUCAGAUGGCACUAGACAACUCCACCCAGCUGAUGGACAUGGCAGCAGAUGCACUACAGGAGACAGAACCAGAUGCCUUCACUCAGGCCGCAAAACGCAUCAAGGAUAGAGUGACCAUGUCCCCAGCCUUCCGCCUGACCUUGAAACCCAAGGUCACAGACAACAUGUCUCACCUGGUCGCUGACUUCACAGAAGAGAAGGAGGCUCUGAGAAAACUGGAUUUCCUGCCUGCCCCCACGACUCCAGAGAUUGACGUAGAGUCCUGUCGUGUAGAAGACAACACGGUAACAGUGGUGUGGAGAGUUCCUGAGGGAAGCAGGGUCGACCAUUACUUACUGGAGUACAGGCAGACUGACACAGCAGCCACGGGUGGGAGGGCAAAGGUUGAAAAUGGGUGGCAACUUAUAGAAGACAUGGAGGAACCUUUCUACACAAUCCUGGGCCUGGCGUUUAACCAGAAGUACAUCCAGCUGAGAGCACGAGCCUGUAACAAGGCAGUGGCGGGAGACUACAGCGAAGUGGUCACGCUAGAAACUAAAGCCUUGAACUUCAAACUGGACCAGACAUCCUGCCAUGCUAACCUCAAGGUCACAGAAGAUGGCUCGGCGGUGGAGUGGGAUGCCAUGGGGGGCAAAGGUCAACUUCAGGAGACAAAGGGCAGAGGCAGCAGACCAGGUUCCCCAGCGAAGACCGUACGGCCGGCCUCUCCCGCAAAGUCACCUGCGAAGCGGCCUGCCUCGGCCAGCAAGAGGGGAGACCGCUUCACGGGCGAGUCUUACACAGUACUGGCUGAUGUGACGUUAGACGAAGGACAGCACUACUGGGAGGUUACAGCACAGCCUGAGUGUAAGUCCUACACCCUGGGAGUGGCCUACAGAAACCUGGGCAAGUUUGACCAGUUAGGGAAAACUAACACAUCCUGGUGCCUCCAUGUCAACAACUGGCUACAGAACACCAUGUCAGCAAAGCACAACAACAAGUCCAAACAACUUGACGUCUCGAUCCCCGAGAGAAUAGGCGUCUAUCUUGACUACGACAACCUUGUCCUGUCCUUCCAUGAUGCGGAGACCAAACAGCUCCUGCACCAGUUCAAGGCCAAGUUCCAGCAACCUGUUCUACCUGCCUUCAUGACAUGGUGUGGGGGGCUCACUGUGCAGACAGGGCUACAGGUCCCCAGCAACUUAGAAAUGAAGACAGUGCAGGAGUCCAAGAAAGUGUCACCAGCUUCUUCAGAACUGUCUGUGCUAGAAUGAUGUUGGUUAAGUGUUUCUUAGCAAAGUCUUGAGACAACAUGCAGAAAAAUCAAGUGCAGCCUUAAGAAAUUGCAUGUGAGAUAUUGCCUAUUAAACCUUUUCAGACACCACAGACUGCAUUCUGGGAGAUGCAGGGCAUUAUGGGUAUAUUUGGGCAAAAAUGAUACCAUAGCAACAUAGACCACAAUAUGCAUUGCAUAUAAAUUAUGUUAACAUGGUAAUGAUUUGUUUGUUUGUUUGUUUUAUUGGGAUCUCCAUUAGUGAUACUAAAUGUAGUAUCAUUUUUCUUCCUGGAGUCCUACAAUUCAUAAACAAUAAAAGCAAAACAUAAACAACAAAUCUUGUACCAUAAGUAAACAGAAAAGCAACAAAAUGAACUAAAUUAAAGGUAACUUAGAGAGAAGGUGGGAGAUCAGAGGUCAAAUUAAAAUGUUAGAAGCUGCAUCAUUUGUUACCCAUAAUGCAGUACUUCUCCCAGCAUGCAGUAGGAUCUUUGAAAGGGUCUAAUGUAAAAAUGUGCUACCACCUCGUGCUAAUCAUGAAAAAGAAAAUUGUGGCAGCUUUUAAUAAAAUGCAAUAGAAUAAAGUGAUAUUGAUGAUUUGAUGUGUAGCUAAUAUCGACUUAGAUGGUGUAGGAAAAAAAUCAGUAUUGCCUUAAAUGUGUUAUGUUACUUUUUUUAAUUGUUUACUGUAUUAUAUAUUAACUUACUGUACCGUCCAGCCACAAAUGUAUUUUUUAGCUUCUUCAUGUCUAGUGUGUAUUAAAUACUUGGUCUGAAUGAUAUGUAAAUUACAUGUGUAAACUAUUAUUUGCACAACGUGUGAUAUUUUAGCUUCAUUGUGGUAAUGUGUAAAGUUAUAGUGAAAGUGGAGUUGCCGUUUGUCUUAUAAUCAUGUAAAUUUCAUGCCUUCCAUUUUGUUCAUAAACUGUCGUCCUUGUUUGACAUCUUGUUGUUUUUUAUUUAUCAAUUGUAAAAACCAGCUUCUAACUAUUAAUAGUUAUACAAACAUUAUGAACUAAUGAAAAUAGUUUUACACAAUGCAAAAGUUACUCAAGCAAUUGAAUUGAAGAUGGUAUAAUGGUGUAUCUUGAGUAAUUUUUGUAUCUUAUUACCAGGGUGUCUAACACUCAUUGACAUAAUAUACAAGUUUAACAUUAUCUUUGUGACUUUACCCUGAUUUCCAUCCUAAGCAUUUCUGCAUACAAGAAAUUAACGUUCAACUUGGUAAUUAGCAAAAGUGCUGUUCAGGCUAGAACUAGAGAGCUACAAGGCUGGAAACCAAAAUACUGCCCUGCUCAGGACCUCCAUCUCAGGACGAUUCCACUGCCUUACACCUUAGAACCAUCCUCCAAUGCACAGUCCCCAACCGGCUAAUCCCCUAUGUGGGGACCCAGUGCUAUCUGAAGGGCCACCCUUGGUUACUGCCGUCCUGCUUAUAAAUAUUAAUGAGCUUAUAUGGGAACCAGGCCAUCAGCGCCCAAUCAGGCCUUUGCGAGAUCCCUUGUGAAAACUGAAAGGCUAUUCUCUGAUUGGCUGACAGCUGGGUUGUGGCAAUGCUCACAGUAACUGGGGGUGGCCCUUCAGAUAGCAGGGUCCCAACAUAUAGGCGAUUAGCCAGUUGGGGACCGUGCGUAGGAGGAGCUUAGAACAGCAACUACUGUCAAUUAUGAUGACAUCAUUAUAUCAACUGUCAAUCAUGAUGACAUCACUAUACGAUCUUCCAAUCAUGAUGACAUCACUUGAAUGGUGAAUGAAAAAAAUGAGCCUGAAAUUAGUGUAUUUAUUCUGCCUCUAGUACAUUGCAGCAGAUCUAUGAUAUUCUUUUAAGAAGUCUCAACGGCAAAACCUGUUUUGAAAAGCUGUGGCAAUUGCAGCAUACAUUGUGUAGAUGUGCUUUUAUAGCUAGUACAAUUCUUGUACAGCUGUACUUAAUAAGUAUGUCAGUUGCAUAAUAAUUUCCUUGUGAAGAAUUUCAAUAGUCUUAGUCUGUGUAGUACAAAUACCUUCUAAAAGCUCAACUAAUUUAAUAAAGUGGCAGCAAGUUUAACAUUUGUUUCAAUGUGUAUGCGUGUAAGUAUCGUUUAGCAUCGUAUUAGAAUUUGAUCAUUUUGUAAAAUAUCAGUCGCAUAGAUAUAUAUUCCAGUGUUGCAGAUUCUGAUGUCUUGCAAUGUUAUGAGAGUAAAGAAUGCUUUAAAGUCA